AUGUCAUCUGAAUCAAGUAGCGAUCUUGAAGAGCUAGGCGUCAAUUUGAAAGAGUUUGCUAGAAAAAGACAAUCCCGAUUAGGGAUUAUGAGGACAGGCACCAACCAUCCAGGGCCUGUAUCCCAUGUUGGUGACAUCCCAAAUGAGCUGGAAUACGAUACUUUACUCCGCUGUGCAAUGAUGGUUCUGAAAAAAGGGAAAGAGAUAGGAGAGUCUGCAAGAAUCAAGCUCCCUCUGGAUGUCAAGAGAGAGGCGCGAAAGACAUCUGUCAAUAUUUCUGAGGUGUCUGAGAUUCUGAACAGGCCUGUAGACCAUCUUGUGAGUUUCCUAUGUAACGAGCUAAUGACAACAGGGUCUGUAAACAAGGAUGGUAAGCUUCUUCUUAAAGGAAUGUUCAUAAGGUCAGAAAUUCAAGAAGUUCUUAGGAGAUAUAUCGAGCAUUUUGUUGUAUGUAAGAUAUGUGAAAGCGUUGAGGAUACUGAUAUUGUAAGAGACAAGAGACUUUACUUCUUGAAAUGUUCUAAGUGUGGAGGUGCAAGGUGUGUAGGAAAUGCUGUGGAGGGAUUAACUACUAAAGGAAAAGCAAAGCCUCAACUUAGAGGGAUGUUAUAA
Encephalitozoon romaleae SJ-2008 is the source of this 612-nucleotide messenger RNA. RefSeq names its product translation initiation factor IF2 subunit beta. The record is from RefSeq and is a predicted model, not a curated record. Gene Ontology annotation, molecular function: translation initiation factor activity; translation initiation factor binding; mRNA binding. Gene Ontology annotation, cellular component: eukaryotic translation initiation factor 2 complex. NCBI's taxonomy places the organism in Eukaryota, Fungi, Microsporidia, Unikaryonidae. Gene Ontology annotation, biological process: translational initiation; formation of cytoplasmic translation initiation complex; formation of translation preinitiation complex. Bases 1 to 612 code for a protein of 203 amino acids. The transcript has a single exon.